GGCUGAGGAACAGGUGCGUGAGGAGUCACCGAGGGAAAUUUAUAAAUCGAAACAGCACAGUUGUCUGCUAACUUGUUUUCAGAUAGCUAAGGAAUAAAAAAUACGAAAUAACUGAAGAAGUUACUUUGUCAGCAGCAAAGCGGAUUUAGUUAAAAAACGGUCAGUUUGUGAGGGGUGGGGGAUUUACCUUCAGAGCAGGUGGACGUCGUUUUUUGUUCGAAGAAGAAGAAGAAGUAGAAAUGGCUAACUCCGGUCUGCAGAUUUUGGGCUUCGCCUUGGCUCUCCUGGGCAUAAUUGGAUUGAUAAUUGGCACCAUUUUGCCUCAGUGGAAGAUGUCUGCUUAUGUCGGGGACAACAUCAUCACAGCGGUGGCCAUGUACGAAGGACUGUGGAUGUCCUGUGCGUUCCAAAGCACAGGCCAAAUCCAGUGCAAAGUCUACGACUCAAUCCUGCAGCUCAACAGUGCCCUCCAGGCAACCCGCGCCCUCAUGAUUGUGAGCAUUAUUGUAUCAGUGGCUGGUCUGGGUGUAGCCUGCAUGGGAAUGAAGUGCACAAACUGUGGAGGAGAUGACAAAGCGCGCAAGUCCCGCAUUGCCAUGACCGGUGGAAUUAUCAUCCUGAUUGGAGCCUUGUGUGCCAUUGUUGCCUGUUCUUGGUACGCUCAUGACAUCAUCCAGGCCUUCUACAACCCUUUCACCCCUGUCAAUACCAAGUAUGAGUUUGGGGCUGCCAUCUUCAUUGCCUGGGCUGGAGCAUUUCUGACUGUAGUGGGAGGUUCCAUGCUGGCAGCAUCCUGCCCAAGAAACAAAUCUACACCGAAGUACCCCAUCUCCAGACCCCCCAGCAGCAAGGAGUACGUUUGAACAGGAUAGGACUCAGUGUUAGAGGCUGCAAGGACACUUUGACAUUCAUGCUAGUCGACCUUGGAGAUUGAAACGUUGAAAAGAUGUAUCGCAGGAGGAGAUCAGUACCUGUUUGUUUUUAUUUUGUAUUUUAGUCUCUUCAGGGGCUACCCUGUGAUGUUACUGUUAUAUUAUUUUAACAAAGACAUUAAAGUUUUAAUUGAUAUCUGUUUACUUAUAAAAGAGCGCUCGUUGGCCUUGCCCCUUCUGGAACUGCAGUCCAUACUUACUGAUUUUUAUACUAUGUAAUAUACUGUCUGCUUAGUUGACACCUGUAAAGCACUAAGUUAAAGUGGAACACCCAUAAUAUUAUGUUGGCAUGUAGUAUAUGUCUUUUACAUGCUGCAAAAUACAGUGUAUACUGCAUUAGAAUAUACAGUGUGUUUGGAAAAUAACUUGAAUGCACUGAAUAGAAAUCAGAUAUGCAAUGGACAACUCUUGAGCCAUUUAUUAGUGUGUAGGCGGAAUGCAUAAUAGUUUAUCUGGCACCUGAUAGACUAAAAUUUGCUAUCAAUAUUUACAUGUAUUUGUGCCUUAUUUAUAUGGACAAGACCUAUCGUUCAGCACCAGUUUGGUUUAGACACACUCAUUCCUUUAUUAACUCAGAUUGCCAAUGUUUUUGCCGACAAACAUACAGCAGGAGAGAUGUGACCUAUUUGUUGACUUGUUCUGUAAUAAUUAAUGUUUGUGUGAAUGGGCUUGGCUUAUGAUUAUGUUUUUAGUUAUAGUAGCUGUUGCUGCACUCAUCACAUUUUCACUUUUAAAAACCUUUAAAAUUGUUUGUGCUUGUAUAUAAAAUAAAAGUGAAAAACUAA
Lates calcarifer (barramundi perch) is the source of this 1717-nucleotide messenger RNA. RefSeq names its product claudin-7-A. NCBI's taxonomy places the organism in Eukaryota, Metazoa, Chordata, Actinopteri, Centropomidae. Bases 240 to 863 code for a protein of 207 amino acids. The transcript has 4 exons. The record is from RefSeq and is a predicted model, not a curated record. Gene Ontology annotation, molecular function: structural molecule activity. Gene Ontology annotation, biological process: cell adhesion; bicellular tight junction assembly. Gene Ontology annotation, cellular component: plasma membrane; bicellular tight junction.